This is a messenger RNA of Coprinopsis cinerea okayama7#130, 2364 nucleotides long. RefSeq lists its product as hypothetical. NCBI's taxonomy places the organism in Eukaryota, Fungi, Basidiomycota, Agaricomycetes, Agaricales, Psathyrellaceae. Gene Ontology annotation, biological process: protein deglycosylation. Bases 1 to 2364 code for a protein of 787 amino acids. The record is from RefSeq and is a predicted model, not a curated record. Gene Ontology annotation, molecular function: mannosyl-glycoprotein endo-beta-N-acetylglucosaminidase activity. The transcript is spliced from 5 exons. Gene Ontology annotation, cellular component: cytoplasm.
AUGCCUAUCGCUGGGAAGAAGUUCCACCCCCGGGCUCUGCCUGAGUUCUGGAGGACGUUCCGGGAGAUGGACGAAUGGCGGGCCACUCAGACUGGACCUCAGGCUCGUCCGGCUGAAGGCAUUCUCAAGUACGUUCCACGGAAGAUUCGGCCUGCUGAUAUCGCAGGGAAAGGUCGACUGUUGGUUUCUCAUGACUACAAGGGAGGCUACGUCGAAGAUCCCUUUUCCAAGUCGUAUAGCUUCAAUUGGUGGUUCUCGACGGAUAGCUUCAACUACUUCGCUCACCACCGGAUAACCAUUCCCCCUCCGGAAUGGAUAAACGCUGCUCAUCGCCAGGGUGUACCUAUUCUCGGCACCAUCAUCUUCGAAGGUGGAAGCGACGAAGACAUCCUCCGGAUGGUGAUCGGGAAAACACCAGGAAGCACCAGCAACUUCCACGCCGAACGAAACGCGGAGUACACCGUACCAGUUUCGUCGUACUACGCAGAACUCUUCGCAGACCUGGCUGUCGAGCGUGGAUUCGAUGGUUGGCUGCUCAACGUUGAGAUUGGUCUGCAGGGAGGAUCAGAGCAAGCACGAGGUCUGGCUGCUUGGGUUGCGCUACUGCAGCAGGAGGUUUUGAAGAAGGUUGGCCCACAUGGCUUGGUCAUUUGGUACGACAGUGUCACUGUCCGUGGGGACCUGUGGUGGCAAGACAGGCUGAACGCUUUCAACUUGCCGUUCUUCUUGAAUUCUUCGGGAAUUUUCACAAACUAUUGGUGGUACAACGAUGCACCUCAGAAACAAAUCGACUUCCUUUCGAGGGUUGACCCGAAUCUCACCGGGCAAACCGCUGAGCCGCAUCAAUACAACCUGCAGAAGACGAUUCAAGAUAUCUAUAUCGGUGUGGAUGUCUGGGGACGCGGUUCGCAUGGUGGAGGAGGAUUUGGUGCCUACAAAGCUAUUGAGCACGCAGACCCGAAAGGACUCGGGUUUAGCGUUGCCCUCUUCGCUCAAGGAUGGACCUGGGAAACCGAGGAGGAGAAACCAGGCUGGAACUGGGCACAGUUCUGGGACUACGACUCUAAACUCUGGGUUGGACCUCCCGGAGUUGUCGAGGCACCUGACCAUACCGUCAAACCUGGCGAAUACCCCUGCGUUCACGGACCCUUCCAACCCAUCUCCAGCUUCUUCCUGACAUAUCCACCUCCCGACCCGCUAGACCUGCCAUUCUACACCAACUUCUGCCCCGGUAUCGGAGAUGCGUGGUUCGUUGAGGGCAAGGAGGUCUUCCGCUCCGAGACGGGUUGGACAGACAUGGACAAGCAGACCACGGUUGGCGACUUGGUCUGGCCCCGACCCAAGAUUUAUGAUCUUCCAUCUCAAAAUGCCAGUCAGGCUACGUUAAAUGCGGCAUUCAACUUUAACGAUGCGUGGAAUGGAGGAAACUCGCUUCAGAUCAACCUCACCGUCCCUGGAGGAGCGACCACGUAUGGAGCCUACUGGGUUCCCAUCCAGACAUUCACAUUCUCCAGUCGGCGCCAGUACGAAGCUUCGAUCGUCUACAAGCCGGGGUUGAGUGGGAAGACCCGCUUCGAUGCCAAGUACGAGGUGGGUAUCCGAACCAUCACAGGGGAAGACCAAGGCAAGAUCAUCUCCAACACGACGACGGAAGUUGGAAACGGUUGGCGCAAGGUGCACAUUUUGUUCGAGAUCGAGACGCCAGUUGAAGGAGGGUCCAUCAUCGUACCUUCAUCCAUCGGCCUGGUCAUUGCAGUUUCGAACGUAUCAACUACCGAGCAAUUCGAGUUCCCCUUCCUGGUCGGCCAGAUUACCAUCCACCCCCACCUCCCCGAUCGUUACAAGGAGUUCAAGCCGGCCCUCCUGUGGCUUUUGUUCACACCUUCCGCUGGAACUAAUAGCCUCGAUGGCACCCUCACUUGGGACGUCGUCGCAGCCAUUGAACGCCCUCCACCAGUCGAAAUUAACAACCCCGAUGACGCACAAAUCCCCUGGAACCUGCAGCCGACCAAACAAGAAUGGUUCCCCGACUUCCUCUACUUCAAUGUGUACGUGCUGGAGCUCUUGGAUGGUGGUGGACAAGGUCCUCCACAGUGGAUUGGCACGACUGGAUACGAUGGGGAGAAAAAGAGGUUCUUCAUCUAUGACGAAAGCUUGCCACCGACGUCCGGUUUAAGGAGGUUCACGUUCCAGAUCGAGGGCGUCCUGGAGACGGGAGAGUCAACGCACUGGUACGAUGCACCGGCUGCGCCGUCGGCAACGGCGGGAGGAGAGCAGAAGCGGACACGACGCACCUCUCUCAAGUCCGUGCUCAGUCCGUUGCGGAGGAAGAAGUCGAAGGGCGAUAUCUCCGUCGCCAAGUGA